CUCCUCCUCCUCCUCCGCCUCCUCCUCCUCCUCCUCAUCCUCCCGCACCCAGCCAGGGGUGCCCAGCCUCCCCCGGCCAUGCGGCUGCGGCUCGCCCUGCUGGCUGGCUGUGGGUACCCUGCCCGGGGCUGAGCCGAGGAAGCGAUGAAAUUUCCAAUCGAGACUCCAAGAAAACAGGUGAACUGGGAUCCUCAAGUGACUGUUCCCUCACCAGUGCCAGCUUGUGAACCCGAGCCCAAACCGAACGGGCACUACGUGGCCCCGCGGCUCUCUGUUUCCUCACGAGCAACGGUCGUCGCUACCAUGGAAGCGCCUUCGCAGGGCCUGCAGACGGUCAUGAAGUGGAAAACGGUGGUGGCAAUUUUUGUUGUGGUUGUAGUUUACCUGGUGGCUGGAGGACUUGUUUUCCGUGCCCUGGAGCAGCCCUUCGAGAGCAGGCAGAAGAAUACCAUCGCGCUGGAGAAGGCUGACUUUCUUCGGGAACACGUCUGUGUAACCCAGCUAGAGCUGGAGACGCUGAUCCAGCAUGCUAUUGAUGCAGAUAAUGCGGGAGUCAGUCCCAUAGGAAAUUCUUCUAACAACAGCAGUCACUGGGACCUCGGAAGUGCCUUUUUCUUUGCUGGAACAGUCAUCACAACAAUAGGGUAUGGAAACAUUGCCCCAAGCACUGUUGGAGGCAAGGUUUUCUGCAUCUUGUAUGCCAUCUUUGGAAUUCCACUGUUUGGCUUCUUGCUGGCUGGGAUUGGAGACCAACUUGGAACCAUCUUCGGAAAGGGUAUUGCAAGGGUGGAAAAAGUUUUCAGAAAAAAACAAGUGAGCCAAACAAAGAUCCGUGUGAUCUCUACCAUCCUCUUCAUCCUGGCUGGCUGCAUUGUCUUUGUGACCAUUCCUGCAGUAAUCUUCAAACACAUCGAGGGAUGGACAGCCUUGGAGUCCAUCUACUUUGUGGUUGUCACUCUGACUACAGUUGGCUUUGGUGACUUUGUAGCAGGAGGAAAUGCUGACAUCCAUUACCGGGAGUGGUAUAAACCCUUAGUGUGGUUCUGGAUACUUGUUGGCCUUGCCUAUUUUGCUGCUGUCCUGAGUAUGAUUGGAGACUGGUUAAGAGUCCUGUCCAAGAAGACAAAAGAAGAGGUUGGAGAAAUAAAAGCCCACGCAGCUGAGUGGAAAGCAAAUGUGACAGCUGAGUUCAGAGAGACACGGCGGCGGCUCAGCGUGGAGAUCCACGACAAACUUCAGAGGGCUGCCACCAUCCGGAGCAUGGAGCGCAGGCGCCUGGGCCUGGACCAGAGAGCCCACUCCUUAGACAUGCUUUCUCCAGAGAAGCGCUCUGUCUUUACUGCCCUGGAAACGGGACGCUUCAAGGCCUCAUCUCAGGAAAGCAUCAACAACAGGCCUAACAACCUGCGCCUUAAAGGGUCAGAUCAGCUCAACAAGCACGGGCAGGGGGCAUCUGAGGACAACAUCAUUAACAAGUUUGGAUCAUCUGCUAAAAUGACCAAAAGGAAAAACAAGGACCUCAAAAAGACCAUCCCUGAGGAUGUGCGUAAAAUUUAUGAGACCUUCCGAAACUACUCCUUGGAUGAAGAAAAAAAGGAAGAGGAGACAGAAAAGAUGUGUAAUUCUGAGAAUUCUUCUAGCACUGCAGUCCUGACUAACUGCAUCCAGCAGCACUCGGACCUGGAGAAUGGAGUGAUCCCCACUGAAACCAAAGAAAGGGAACAUGAAAACAAAGCAUUACUUGAAGACAGAAAUUAAAUGUAAAAGAUGCUUGACUUGAAUUAACAAUGUUAGUGUUUUAUAUACAUAUAUAUAUUGAGACACGUGCCUUAUACAGACUCCUUAUUCAGUCUGAAUUAUAUAGCAUCGAAGAAUAUUUCACUGUGCCAUAAAGACUCAGGCUUGCUCUGCCAAAACAAGUCAGGAACACAGCACUGCAGAAUGGCAACAGAAAACUACGCACAUGGAAAUUUCAGCCUGUAUAAGAUUACCAGGGCAAGACGCAAAGGAAGAGACUGAACCAUGGCAAUACCACCGGAGCGAUAUGACCAUGGCAUAACAUUAGACAAAAGGCAGCUAUGUAAGAGGAGCCUUUGAAAGUGAUAAAAAGGAGUGUAUCUUUGUAAUGGAGUAUGUAUUCAUUAAGCCUUCCCCUGGUGAUUAAAAAGAGGAGAAAUUAUUGGAGUGAACUAGAAACUUUCAGUAAGGCUUAGUUUAUGUUUUGGCACGUGAUCCAAGCUAGAUUUUUUUUUUCCAUUUUUGAACCAGAUGCAUUAUCUUUCUAAACUCCAAACGAAUGUCAAUGGACACAGCCACCAGCUGGAUGCUGGUUUGAAAAAUCAACAGAGACAUAUUUAAGGGUCGGAUUGCUCUUUUCAUUAAAAAAAAAAAAAAAAAAAAAAAAAAAAGAAAAAAACUCUGUGGGUAUUUAUCUUAACCAGUGGAAAAAAAAGGAAAAAGAAAAAAAGAAAAAAGAAAAGAAACAAAUGGAUUUUAUUCUCUUGUAGGAAAUAUUCAAUGUAAACUCACAGCAAGAAAGCGCAUAUGAAGAAAAUGCAACAUCUAGUGCUAUGUUGUUUAAAAGAAGAGAAACAUUAAUGAUAUUUGACUAGGUGUAUAAAACAGUGGGCCAACUGUUUUUUAAAAGAAUUUCUCAUUCACACUUUCUACCACUGAAAAACCUUUUAAUUUUAAUGCUGUAAGACUAUGAAGGCAGAAGGAAAGCUAUAGCUUUUGCAUGUCAGCAAACUGCUGUUCUCUGUAGCUGAAUCUGAAUUUUUAAAAAUAGAAAUAAGAGCAUAUACAUUAUUCAAAUGAGGGCCAGGGAAACCAUAGAAUCUCAGGGCUCUAUGCCCCUUUUGCUGGGUUUGGGUUUAGACAUGAGCUGCAGUCAUAAUCUCAAAUUAAAAAAAAAAAAAAAAAAAAAGAGAGAGAGAGAAAAGAAAUUUAGGAAAAGAAGUUGAGAAAAAUAUGGUGGUAAUCUUUUAAGUGCUUAUAGCUUUAAGUGCCAUUAAUGCUGUCAUAUUUUGUAACUUUUUAAACAAGUAUUUUGAAUUAUUUGUUUUAAUUUCCUUUUGGGUAUUAUCUUUGUUAUGGCAUUUGCUAUCUCUUUUCUUCAUAAAUCUAAACAUGAGUCUCAGACUAAAGUGAAAUGUAACCAAAUUGUAGGCAUUUUAAAAAAAUCAUUUGUGGUGUCUGGACAUACAUAGAUACAAGACACACAAAUGUCCCUAGACUUCAUAGUAAAUAUUCAAAGAAAAGGCUGCAAAAUAAUUAAUAGGAAUGAUGAAAAACACUUAGUUUUGGUAGUCUCAGCCUGCAGGCUACUGUUUGCCAUUGCAGAUAGAAGAUUUUGCAUGCCAGAAAUGAAAUACAUGAUUGCACCAGCAAUGCCUCCCCUGCGCCUUCUCAAACUCUUAAAUAGUCUUGCAAUUCAAGCUGUAGGCGUAUAGGUAAAGUAAGCAUGGAUGUAGAUGGCAGAGACAUACUGAGUCCUAUAAGCUAGUCAAACAGACACUCACAGGCCAUAUGGGCACAGACUUUUGGAAUUGCAUGCCCAUAUCUGCGUACACAGAAAUGCAUGCUCCAUUUUCUGUGAUACUUUCUUAGAUUUCAUGCACAACGAACCAACUCAAAAUCUAACUGGUCACCAGAAUAUGAUUGCCAAGGCUAUGAAUAGAAACGUGGCAAUGAAAAUGCAAAUUUUGAGUAUCCAUAUUUGCAUAUCUAAUUGACUGCACCAUUUGCAGGAGCAAGCCAAAUAUCACUAGUACAGAAUAGGAAAAGUUCUUGGUAUGUUCUGUCUGCUGAUUCACUUCACUUGAAAUAUCACAUCAUCUUUCUAAUUCUUUUAUCUGUCUGAAAGUUAAGGAUGAAAAAACAAUGUUUGAAAAAUUUCAGGUCAUUUGGGAUUACUUUAACUCAAUAAGGUCCUCCAGAAAUUGCAUUCUGCUUAGGUCACCAAUGAAUCUCUAAAGGCACAGGGCUGUCUGCUGGCUUCGGCAUACUGGAAGCCUCAUCCCCAGAGAAGGUUUCAGUUGAAUCCAUAGCUGCCCUUGCUGCUGGAGGCUUCAGGGCCACACCAUGACAUGGACAACGGCUUGCGGCCACCCUCAGACCCCAUCCUGCUCAGGCUGCAGGCAGGGACCAGGGGGAAGCAGGUCUGUUCAACACAGGAGUCCUCAAGCCCUCCUGUCAGUCCUGGUUUUGGGCAGGCACAGGAUGAAGUAGGGCCUCCAGUGCCACAUGUGAGCAAGUCCUCUGAAGGCCUGGAAAUUCAGUGAAGCCUUUUGUGCUCAUUCUGUAGAACCCAGGAUGGGUAAAGUACACUUGGAUUUAGUGAGGCUUUCUGUUUAGAUCUGGGGCUUUACUGUAGACUAGUAGAAAGUUAGGAGCAAAAGCUACAAUUUGAGUAUGCAUUUGAAUUUCAGACAAGGUUCAGAAGUGCUCAGACGUGUGAUUGGGGUCCUGUGAAUUAAAGUACUGCCUGGUUACACCGUACUGCACAUCGCUUGUAUAAGGAUCAGGCACACAAAAGCAAAUCACCUGAGCCUGAAAGCCUGCAGUACAUGCAGAUUGUGCUAACAAUCCUCCAUGGUUACCAAAUGCCAAAAACAACAUCACACAUGCAGUUUGAUUUGCUCUUCAACUGAGUUGUUGUCACAAGAAAUGCCUGUCUGUAAAGGAAAAGUCCUGCACAGAUGCACAGACAGCUGCAAGGAUAUGUGAGCUACGUUACCUCUCUGUGAAAAAUAAGGCUUAGUCAUAGCCAGUGCAUUUCUGCAGGGAAAGCAAGAGUAGUUUUCUUGUAGGCCUUGUCUGUGAGAGCAGGGAGUUAGUGGGCAAAUCAUGGAAAACACAUCAGCAUGGGCAAAGUGGCUGAGGAAGUAAUAUUUGGUGGCCAAAUUCAGAACUGAUUGCUGUGAUGUGAUAGAAGGACAAUGCAAUCUUGGCAUAGUUUUCAUCUCUAAAUUUUCCAAAUUCUCAGUCUGCAUCCCAUCCAGAUUCCAGCUGAUGGCAUCUGUGGCUCGCUUUAGUUUCUGCCUGCCCAUCCCAUUCAGGAAUCCCUGGCUGACAUUUUACCAGGCUGUGUUUUCACUCACUUCUGGUUUGGGAUAUGAUUGUUUCAGAGACAAAAGGUGAUGCUGAAUAAACUCCCAGUGAGAUACAGAACAGAGCAUUGGAUGACCUUCUACAUGAAAGCAAAAUAAUCUUUUUCAUUCUGACCCCCCUCCCCACCUCACCCUCAUUUGAGUGUCUGUGACUCUUGCUGAGAAAGCUGCCAGUCUGCAAAUAUUUUCUCCCAUAUGAUUGCCUGUUAAAUACCUCAAUACACAUCCAUUUGUAUUACAAUGUGGGAACUGCAAAGGGUGUAUUGCGUAGGGUGGCAGCCAGUGAUGUCUGAAAACUAAAAUGACAUUUUAUUGUCCUACAUUGCUUCUCCCCUGGCAAAGGCCACCUUUGGGUUUCACUUGUAUGUAGCAGUUUGGGAGAGAAUCUCAGUUCAAACGUGAACUGUUUCGGUGGUUAAAAUUCUCACCCUUUGGCAUUUAAAUUACUUAGAAAAAAAAAAAAAAAAAAAAAAAAAAAAAAACUUGUGAUGUUAUUUCUAGUGAGGCUGUUCAACCGUUAUUGCAAGUUUUGCCAAAAGAUAGUCUGAAGCAUAUCCAAAUCUCCUUGCACUUAAUUACAGCCUUUCACAGCAACCUAAAAAAGUCAGGCAAAAUGGUGACUUAAUGACUUUAAUUCUCAGAUCCUGCACUGAGCACAACAUGACUUGACAUGGGAAUUGGGACCUGAAAGAACAAAGAAAACAUGGAUUUUCUGUAGCCGUAGCCCUCACACAUAGAGGAAGACUCAGCUGUCUGUUUUCCUAUAGCUUUCAGCUCUGCAAUUCCACUCUCUCCUGUCUUGUGCAGGAGACUUCUGGCGUACUCCUUUGGGGAUCCUCCUGAACAAUUAACCAUCACUGAACUUGUGCAAAUUUUGCAUGAGUGGUUUUGAAAAGGUUUGUAACUUCAUCCAUGUGGCAGUCAGUGAAUUUCAUUGUCCUUUUUUUACAGGGAACAUUAUUUCUAAUAAACAUGUUAUUAGAAAUAAUAGUAAAUAAAAAAGCAGUGAUUUAUAUUAAUGAAAUCUGAUUUUCAUUGUUGCUGUGAAAUUAUAAACCAUCUGAGCUUUUGCUGUCUGGCUUUAUGAUGUCUCUAGUAAAAGUCUGCUUCUUCCAAAGCCAUUAAUGGGCGAUGCCAGAGACUUUCUGCAAAAUUCUCUGUAAUCCACGAUAAACAAAAUUAUGUCUGUGAGUUCAGGUGUUAAAAAUCCUGUCCUUAAAAAACCUGUAUUUUCCUGAAGAAUGUGUGUUUAUGCUGUACAUGGGCUGUUUGUUUGUUUGCCAGCUUUGGUUUUCUCAGGGGCUUACUUGUGUUGUCAGGUAGCAUGAUGUCUGCUAGUCUCAUUUUUCCCAUCAUCCACUAAAAAUAAAUAACAGGCAAAGACCAA
This is a messenger RNA of Oxyura jamaicensis (ruddy duck), 6498 nucleotides long. It is a transcript of the gene KCNK10, whose product is annotated as potassium two pore domain channel subfamily K member 10. The transcript has 8 exons. NCBI's taxonomy places the organism in Eukaryota, Metazoa, Chordata, Aves, Anseriformes, Anatidae. Gene Ontology annotation, molecular function: potassium ion leak channel activity. Gene Ontology annotation, biological process: stabilization of membrane potential; potassium ion transmembrane transport. Bases 145 to 1758 code for a protein of 537 amino acids. The record is from RefSeq and is a predicted model, not a curated record. Gene Ontology annotation, cellular component: membrane.